This is a messenger RNA of Parnassius mnemosyne (clouded apollo), 333 nucleotides long. Lineage: Eukaryota; Metazoa; Arthropoda; Insecta; Lepidoptera; Papilionidae. The record is from the annotation of a GenBank genome assembly.
AUGAAAACACACACCGGUGAAAAACCUUUUUCUUGUAAUAUCUGUGAUUUUAGAUUUAGUUUUAAAAGUAGUUUGAAAACCCAUAUGAAAAUACACACCGGUGAAAAAUCUUUUUCGUGUAAUAUCUGUGAAUAUAGCUGUAUUAGAAAAAGUAAUUUGCAAACACAUAUGAAAACACACACCGGUGAAAAACCUUUUACGUGUAAUAUCUGUGAAUACAAAUAUAUUACAAAGAGCCGUUUGCAAACCCAUAUGAAAAUACACACCGGCGAAAGACCUUUUUCAUGUAAUAUCUGUGAAUAUAAAUGUAAAUAUGAAAGUACACACCGGUGA